Molecule: messenger RNA, 327 nt
Organism: Exophiala viscosa
Lineage: Eukaryota; Fungi; Ascomycota; Eurotiomycetes; Chaetothyriales; Herpotrichiellaceae
Product: F-type H+-transporting ATPase subunit J
Exons: 3
Coding region: 145-327 (60 amino acids)
Biological process (GO): proton motive force-driven ATP synthesis
Molecular function (GO): proton-transporting ATP synthase activity, rotational mechanism
Source: RefSeq, a predicted model, not a curated record
GACGAAACUAUGCAAACACACGAAAUUCGCCAAGCCUUCAUUAAUCGGGUUUAGCUCCUUCAAGCUUCAAGAUCAUCGAAAGCCGGAGCUCAUUGACGACAACUUCACCACGCAAAACAAUACCUCUACCAGAACACUGUCAAGAUGCCUGGCUGGAUCCCGAAAAAGUUCCCCGGCAAAAUUGCCGAACCCAUGAUCCCUUUCUACGCUGCAGGCGUUAUCGUGAUCUACGCGAUCAACCUUGGUGCCAACGCUAUGAUGGCAUCGGACGAGUUCAAGGACGAUCCCCGAAACCCCAACAGAAACCAUGAAGCGAAGUCAGCAUAA